Molecule: messenger RNA, 1473 nt
Organism: Sugiyamaella lignohabitans
Lineage: Eukaryota; Fungi; Ascomycota; Dipodascomycetes; Dipodascales; Trichomonascaceae
Gene: TRP3
Product: bifunctional anthranilate synthase/indole-3-glycerol-phosphate synthase
Exons: 1
Coding region: 1-1473 (490 amino acids)
Biological process (GO): L-tryptophan biosynthetic process
Cellular component (GO): cytosol
Molecular function (GO): indole-3-glycerol-phosphate synthase activity
Source: RefSeq, a predicted model, not a curated record
AUGACUGCUAGUAGCUUAUCUCAGAAUGUUGUCAUGAUUGACAAUUAUGAUUCUUUUACAUGGAAUCUAUACGAAUAUCUAUGCCGUGAAGGUGCUAAUGUCCAGGUAUUCAGAAAUGACAAGAUCACAGUAGAAGAGAUUGCAGCACUAAAUCCUGAUCGCAUACUCAUAUCACCAGGCCCUGGUCAUCCUCUCACAGAUGCAGGUAUUUCAUGUGAUGCUAUCAAGUACUUCGCUGGUAAAAUUCCAGUGAUUGGCGUGUGUAUGGGUCAGCAGUGUAUGGUCACAGUUUUCGGAGGGGAGGUUAAGUUCGCAGGAGAAAUUGUACAUGGAAAAACUUCAACCAUUACUCACGAUUCAAAGGGCAUUUUUGAAGGUGCCUCGCAACACAUCGCUGUUACUAGAUACCAUUCUCUGGCAGGAAAUCCUACUUCAAUUCCCGAAUGUUUAGAUGUGUCUGCCACAUCAGACACCGGUAUUAUAAUGGGUGUUCGUCAUAAGGAAUACACUGUUGAAGGAGUUCAAUUUCAUCCUGAAUCAAUUCUUACCGAGGAAGGACGAAAGAUGGUUAGAAACUUUUUGACUAUUAGUGGAGGUACCUGGAAAGAGCACCAAGCGAAUGUGGCAAAAGCUGCUAACAACUCUGUGUCCUCUAAUGCAUCACAAGCCAAUGGUUCUAUCUUGAACAGAAUUUUUGAGCAACGGAAGAAAGAUGUUGAGGAAGCUAAAAAGGUCCCUGGACGUUCGUUUAAGGAAUUAGAAAAGUCCUUAAAGCUCGGACUAGCACCCACACUUAUUGAUUUUGCGGAUCGGUUGUCCCAUCAAGAUAUGUCCGUUAUGGCUGAAAUUAAACGUGCUUCACCAUCGAAGGGCCCAAUAGGAUUAAGCGUCCAUGCCCCCACCCAGGCUCGCAUCUAUGCCGAGGCAGGUGCUGCAACUAUAUCUGUUCUAACAGAACCGCAUUGGUUUUUGGGAUCAUUGGAAGAUCUCCGUCUUGCUAGAUUAGCGGUAGAUUCUUUACCAAAUAGGCCAGCAAUUUUACGCAAAGAGUUUAUUUUCGAUGAAUACCAAAUCUUGGAAGCCCGAUUAGCAGGGGCCGAUACUGUAUUACUAAUUGUGAAGAUGCUGGAUGACUCAACUCUAGAGAGACUCUACAAAUAUUCUAAGUCCUUAGGAAUGGAACCUUUAGUAGAAGUAGCAUCUGCUGAAGAGUUGACUAGAGCUAAUGCCAUAGGCUCCAAGGUCAUUGGUGUUAACAAUAGAGAUUUGCAUUCCUUCAAUGUUGACCUUAAUACGACAUCGUCCUUAGUUUCCAAUGUACCAGAUGGUGUUAUCCUUGCGGCUCUCAGCGGAAUAACCUCAAACGCCGAGGUCUCGAAGUAUGCUAAAGAUGGUGUCCGUGCCGUCCUUGUUGGUGAAGCUUUAAUGAAAGCGGACGAUCCAUCGUAUUUCUUGAAAUCUCUACUAGCAUAG